This is a messenger RNA of Cucurbita moschata (crookneck pumpkin), 1697 nucleotides long. Its product is annotated as VQ motif-containing protein 9-like. Lineage: Eukaryota; Viridiplantae; Streptophyta; Magnoliopsida; Cucurbitales; Cucurbitaceae. The transcript has a single exon. The coding region runs from base 342 to 1346 and encodes 334 amino acids. The record is from RefSeq and is a predicted model, not a curated record.
CAAAGCAAAUGAGAUAAGAGUAAGAGACUCCACUUGUUCUCUUUUCUCUCUCUCUCUCUCUCUCCUGUUUCCGUGAUAUAGAGAGUGUUUGUACAGGUGGGCGAACUCUGGAGAGCCUCAACGAUAUCUUUUACCUCUAAAUAUUUUCAUUUUAUUCUUCAAAUUUUCUUCUGCCUCCCCUUUCGGCCGACUGCAACAACAAGAACAACAAGAACAACAAGAACAAGAUCGUCCAAUUUCACAGACGUUGGAUUAGAUUAGAUCUACGGUUGUGUUUAGAGCAAGAAGAGUGGUCCGGCCAUCUGGGUUUUGAUUUGCUUUUGUUUUUUUUUUUAUGAAAUAUGGAGAAAAGCUGCCAAUCUUCUGUGACGGGAGAUUCCUCCGCCGCUAAUAAUGGCGGCAGUGCGGCCGCCACAGGCAGGGACCAAUAUCUCAGGCACCUCGAUAAGCUUUCCCACAAAAUCUCCAAGCCUAGUUUCGUUAAGAAGCCCGGGGGGUUUGAUUCUUCUAUCCAUUCCAAUCCUAAUUUUACUCAGAAUCAGAGUCUCUCUCAACCGCCGCCGCCGGAAUUGGCGGUGCAGGCUCAAACCCAACACCCACCGCAGCACAAUCAGCCGCCGGUUUACAAUAUCAACAAGAAUGAUUUCCGAGAUGUGGUUCAGAAGCUCACCGGAUCGCCGGCGCAUGAGCGGUUCUCGAAUCCACCGCCGAUUCAUCCACCGAAGCCUCAGAGCUCUCGCCUGCAGCGAAUCCGACCACCUCCACUUGCAAACGUCAGUAAUCGUCCUCCUCCGAUGAUAAACAGCGCCGUUCCUAUCCCACAGUCGCAACAACCACCACCACAUGGCCUGAACCCUAGAAAUUUCAUUUCAUCGGCUAACAAUUUCGGCCCCAUUGGACGGCCCAUUGCACCGCUUUCGCCUCUGCCACCGCUUCCAGCCGUCCACGCGCCAGCUGAAUCUCCGGUUUCAGCUUAUAUGAGAUAUCUUCACAACUCAUUUUCAACUCUGGAUUCUAAUCAGAAACAUUUCUCGGGAUUUUCACCUCUAGCUCCUCUUGUUUCGCCUGGUUGGAACAAUUUGACCGCACAGCAACAGGUUCCACCGCCGGCCAUGGCGGAAGGGGCCACUCCUCCUCCUCCUCCACCUUCGACGGCUGCAAUGGCUUCAGAACCUCAAUUCUCGAUGCCCUCUUCGCCUCUUCCAUUCGGAUGCAUGAAUUCACCAAGAUCAGCAUACCCUUUGCUGUCGCCGAGCUUGCUGUUUUCGCCGGGGCCGUUGGGGUAUCCGCAGCUCCCAUUGUCGCCCACUGUGCCAGUGCCCAGCCCCAGAUGCAGAGGCCUCUGAGUUUUCUUUCAGCAUAUGGUAAGUUUGAAAAGAGAAAUUGGUUAAUCUUUGUAGUUCCUCACAGCUCUCAGGUUCUUUGUUUUCACUAUUAGAUUAUUUGGUAUACAUGUUAAGAUGAAGGGUAAUUUGGAUGAUGAUGAGUUUGUGAAUUGGGAAUGAGUUUCAGUUUCACUACUGGUUCAGAAACUGGAGUUGGAUCUGUAAAUCUCCUGGAACACCUUUUUUGUUUUGUUUUUGGUUUUGGUUCUUUGUGUUUUGAGGGUUUAGGGUUACAUUUACAGCAUUCAAAUGCUAUAAGAUUACAUGUAAGAGACACUUUUUUAGCCUAAGCUUUGUUCAUCUGCCUUACAA